Molecule: messenger RNA, 884 nt
Organism: Saprolegnia parasitica CBS 223.65
Lineage: Eukaryota; Oomycota; Saprolegniomycetes; Saprolegniales; Saprolegniaceae
Exons: 3
Coding region: 6-884 (292 amino acids)
Source: RefSeq, a predicted model, not a curated record
UGCCGAUGCUAUUACCAGUGCUCCUAUUGCGGAUAUCAUUGCUGCCGCGCAUGACGCUGGUGCUUCCUUGCAGCAAGCAGUCGCUGUGGCCGAUGCCGCGUCGUCGGGUGUCACGGGCAGCUGCAACCCCGGCACCUAUCGCCGUUGUCAUUCAAACGGCGUUGGAUUCGGGUGCGAGCUUGAACCAAGCCGCCAUCAUUGCCACAGCAGUGGAAUCCGGUGCCAGUCAAGUUGGCAUCCUCAGUGCGGCGCUCGCGGCGGGUGUCUCCCCCAAGGAUGCCAUUGUCAUUGCCUCGGCUGUGGUCUCAAGCAACGGCUCUGGCACGGGCGCUAGCCCCGAGCAAGCUGCGGUGCUCGCAGUCGCGAUCCAAACCGGUGCGACUGAGGCUGAGAUUGCCGACAUUAUCAAGAACAACGGCGUCGGCUCAUUGAAGGCUGACAUCAUCGCCUCGACGCUGAGUGCGCUUAGCCCUGGCAGCGCGACCAACAUUGAAAAGGUCGACGAGCCUGAAAAGAUCAUCUCGAACAGCGAGGACGCCGGUAUUCCGCCGGGAGUCGCCGCGGAGAUCGCUGUUGCUGCCGGUCAGGGCGAGACAAAGCAGCAAAUCGAGCAACUUGGCGUUGACGCUGGUAUCUCGGCCCAGAUCGUGUCGAACAUUUUUGCCGGCAUCUCCACGGGGUCCCACAAAUCCGAGCCGGAACCGGCCACCGACGACAACACGUUGCCUGCGUAUCACUUUACGCCGGCGCCGACGGCCGUGGGCACCGAAGUCGACACGCCAUCCACGACCGGCGGUGUGUUCCAAAACAUUGUCGCCUAUUUGACGUCGGCGCCCGCGAAGCCGAGCCUCCGAUCGCGUCCGCAGUGCGCGCCGACGGCGUAA